Molecule: messenger RNA, 1400 nt
Organism: Lepisosteus oculatus (spotted gar)
Lineage: Eukaryota; Metazoa; Chordata; Actinopteri; Semionotiformes; Lepisosteidae
Gene: gapdhs
Product: glyceraldehyde-3-phosphate dehydrogenase, spermatogenic
Biological process (GO): glucose metabolic process; glycolytic process
Cellular component (GO): cytosol
Molecular function (GO): glyceraldehyde-3-phosphate dehydrogenase (NAD+) (phosphorylating) activity; NAD binding; NADP binding
Source: RefSeq, a predicted model, not a curated record
AUGCGAGAGGCGGAGACCCGCAGACACACUGCAGCAUCGGAGGAGGAAGGCUCAGCACCACAUCCUACUAAACAACAACCAUGUCAGACUUGUGUGUUGGAAUCAAUGGGUUCGGCCGUAUCGGCCGCCUGGUCCUCAGGGCGUGCCUGCAGAAGGGCAUCAAGGUGACGGCCAUCAACGACCCCUUCAUCGACCUCCAGUACAUGGUCUACAUGUUCAAGUACGACUCCACUCACGGCCGCUACUCUGGGGACGUGCGUGCUGAGGGCGGGAAGCUGGUGGUGGACGACCACGUCAUCUCUGUCUUCCAGUGUAUGAAGCCUGCAGAGAUCCCCUGGGGCAACUGCGGAGCCCUGUACGUGGUGGAGUCGACCGGAGUCUUCCUCAGCAUCGAGAAGGCUUCUGCUCACCUGCAGGGCGGCGCCAAGCGCGUGGUGGUGUCUGCUCCCUCCCCUGACGCCCCCAUGUUCGUGAUGGGCGUCAACGAGGACAAAUACGACCCUUCCAGCAUGACCAUCGUCAGCAACGCCUCCUGCACCACGAACUGCCUGGCGCCCCUGGCCAAGGUCAUCCACGACAACUUCGGCAUCGAUGAGGCGCUCAUGACCACGGUGCACGCCUACACCGCGACCCAGAAGACCGUGGACGGCCCCUCGGCCAAAGCCUGGCGUGACGGCAGAGGUGCCCACCAGAACAUCAUCCCAGCAUCCACUGGGGCUGCCAAGGCUGUGGGCAAGGUCAUCCCUGAGCUCAACGGGAAGCUGACCGGCAUGGCGUUCCGCGUCCCCGUGGCCGACGUGUCCGUGGUCGACCUGACCUGCCGCCUGUCCCGUUCCGCCAGCUAUGCUGAGAUCAAGGAGGCCGUGAAGAAGGCGUCCGAGGGCCCCCUGAAGGGCAUCCUGGGAUACACCGAGGACUCGGUCGUCUCCUCAGACUUCGUUGGAGACACGCACUCCUCCAUCUUCGACGCCGGCGCCGGCAUCUCCCUGAACGACAACUUCGUCAAGCUCAUUUCCUGGUAUGACAAUGAGUUUGGCUACAGCACCCGUGUGGCUGAUCUGCUGACCUACAUGCAUUCCAAGGAGUAAAUCCCCCUGUUGGACUUCACCGAAAGACAGAGGCGCAGGACCAACCCGCUGCACCCCCUCUGCGGCCCGUCCUGGCUGUCUGACUCCCCUGUAGUGCAGCCAUGAGGCCCCACGCCCCCGCCCUGCUCGAGGUGCUGUGCCUCUGAGUUCGUCUGUGUGUCUGAGUGUCCAGUCCUGCCGGCCCGCCUGGGCCAGCUCUAGUCUUGGCUCCGGCUCUAGUUGUCUUUCCAUUUGGGUGUUGCUGUAUUAUUUGGUGUUGAAAAGCAUAAAAUAACAUCUGGUAAUGUCAAUAAAUCUGACUUCUAAACCCAU